Symbiodinium sp. CCMP2592 is the source of this 549-nucleotide messenger RNA. Lineage: Eukaryota; Dinophyceae; Suessiales; Symbiodiniaceae. The record is from the annotation of a GenBank genome assembly.
AUGGCGCUGAGGGCGCUGCCGGCCCUCCUAUGUUUGGCGGUGCUGGCGCAGGUUUGUCAAUGGAUUCUUCCUGCCUUCGUCACGGGCGCGCCAGCACCGGCAGAAAGAACUCCGAGUGUGGCAAUGCGCAGCCGCAGAUUCCGCAAGCGGGAUAUCGUGGCAUUCAUGACACCGUCAAAGAUGCAGCAGGCUUCUGAGAUGGAGCGCGACAGCGAGGAGUUUGUGGCUGAGGCCAUUGUGGGCGACCCGAGGGGCUUUGCACACGCUUCCGAGCGACUUCGCAGUGACCGUGACUUCGUCAAGAAGAUGGUGAGGGUGAACCCCAGAGUCGUUGAUUUCAUGGACGAAGACCUUUUCGCCGACGAAGAGUUCAUCGAGGAGAUAAAAUGGGAACUGCAAUCAGCUGGCUUUGGUGGACCCCAGAUCUAUGGUUUCAAGGCCGCUUACGGCUUUUGGGGCCGUGGCCGCCGGCACCCAGCCAUGCAUCGGCCAAGGGCCACAAAGCGAUGGCUGCGCCUGAAGAAAGAGAUGAUGGAGGAGAACUCCUAA